Messenger RNA from Procambarus clarkii (red swamp crayfish), 7937 nucleotides. RefSeq names its product bridge-like lipid transfer protein family member hobbit (gene hob). The record is from RefSeq and is a predicted model, not a curated record. Lineage: Eukaryota; Metazoa; Arthropoda; Malacostraca; Decapoda; Cambaridae.
UGUUUUCCCCUUGGGAGGAAGGGGAGGGGGAGACAGCUGUGUGUCACACCUGACCGCAGGCGGGCGGAGCGGCGGCCCACCUCUGAUGACUCUUACACUCUAUACUACUCUCAGGACAAAUGUAUUCCUUACAAACAGUGUUCCUGACAAUAGUGGCCCUCUACUACGUCAUCACCAGGGGCUUCCCAAGACUUCUUUCCUGGUUUAUUGUAGCCAAGUACCAAACUGAAAUCAAGAUUGGAAGGAUAUCUCUACUUCGACUUAGUUUUGAAGAUGUCCUCAUCAAGAAGUCUGGUCUUAGUAUUAAAGUUGACAGGGUUGGUGCCACUAGCAGCCUUUUUAAUCAAGAAGAAAGAAAAAUUUUUGCCAUUAAAGUACACGACGUUCGGAUUGAAAAGGAGGUAUGUGAUAAACGGAGAAGAGGGACUCGAACAGAAACUGUAAAUAAUACAAGUAUGGAGUCCGCAUAUUCUGCAGCAGGAGCAGACAACUCAUCUACACCAGUGGAGCCACACGUUAUUAAACUUAGAAUUUCACCAUCUGUUGUGACUCUUGCACAGUUCUUUGGAGUGCACAUUAUGAGCGUCAGUGUGAUGUACCUACGAGAGAAGUGGCCAGAAUGUCUUCUUCAUGCUUCAGCUGAGAAAAUAACUUUGGAAGGUGCAACCUUAAACCAGUCUAAUGUAGCUCUGAAAGUGUCCAUAAGUGGAGCUCACUUCAAAGUACUUCAACAUGUUAGUGAAGGAGAUGUGAAGUCAGCAGUGAGAGGUACUGCAUGUGCUGGACAAAACCAAGAUCCUUCACUUAUAGAAUGUGCCAUCUCCCUCAAACUUUCUAUUGAGGCUAAUGCUGAAACAGUAGCAGCAAUGGAAAAUAUCUCGGUGCAUCUUUGCCGACCACAAGUUACAAUACGAGAACGGUUAUUUACAUUCCUGGAGCACAAUGCGCAGGCAUCCACACCUAUAAUCAAUCCGUCGGCUUUGUCUACAAAAAAUAAUACUUCAGUGCAUAAUUUGCUGCACAGAUUCUGGCUAUUUCUUCCCUUGAAAUUUCAGGUAAAAGUUGAAGACAUUGGAAUAAGGUUAAUGAAUAACCUCAGUCAAAUGGCAUUACAAGGAUCUUUGGUUGGCAUCGAUCUUCAGACUCACCUUAAUCGUGAAGGAGGAUUAGAGAACCUGCCAGCCCUUUUGCCAGACUUCAGUACAGAGUUGCAGGUGGACAAUACAAGGCUGCAAUGUAUACACGACUCUUCAAUUUUCCUCAAUAGAUUUAAUCUACAGACACAGUUUGUUGGUGACCGAGUUAACAUGAAGAGUGAAUUUAGAUCUCUCCAUUUAUUGUACGAUCACCGUGACUUAGGGUUAUGGACCACCUAUAUGUCUCGACAGAAGCCUCUACCUCCAGCGUUGUGUUAUGUUCAAGAAUCGAGAAACAAAGAAAAAUCGGGUGCAUGGAAAAUUCUGUUACAUCGGUACUGCAUUGGUAUGAUUGUAGAAAUGUGGGAUGUGAGCUGUGGUGGUUCAGUGCCAGGCUCCUCAUAUGGCCAAACUAGUCUUCAACACGCACGUUUCAGUGCUGCAGUGUCUCAGUGGACUUCACAAGUUGCAGGAGAAUUAAUUCUGGAGUCAUUGGUUUCUACCUUGGGACAAGUACAGCACAGCAUUGCUCCAGCUGUGCUACCAGUUUCAGCCACUACAGCCCCAAGAAGAAUUCAUGUGUGGGGAACACCAGCAUGCAUUGGUCUCUGUCUUCUCCAGCUUUCUUCAGUUCCUGCUAGUAGUGGUAGAAGUAACAAUUGUUUGCCUCCUCUUCAAGCUGAAGCACUAGUUGACAAUAUGCAGCUAGAAUGGAGCCCUGAAUUGGGUUCAUUCAUCACAUCUCUUGUUAGAUAUUCUCAGGAACUUAAAAAGUACCCAAGAAUUAUUACAACCCAGAAAGUAGCUCAUGAGAUGCCAAUUGCUUCUGAAGAAACCUUCAACAGUAUUAGUGUUAAAUGCACUAACAUUAAUAUGUUUGCUGUAACGGAACACAAAGUUUCUUUGAUGGUUCGAGUUGAUAGCCUUGAGAGCCAGAAAUCAGCGAAGAAUUCUAAAACAACAAUAGUGGGAACCAAACUUUUGCGGUUUGUGCCUUCAGGUGCUCAAUAUUCCUGUAUAAAAUCCUCCGAGAUCAAGGGUGAAUGUGGACAAGUGAGUGAGGUGGUUGUGGAGAUGAUCAAUGGAGAAUUGCUGAUAGACAUUAGUGAGCAGCUUCACCUGACCUGGUCUACCACAACCCACAUGACUCUCCUAACAUUAACACAAGAACUGGCUUCUUUCCAUAUGGAUGUCAAACCAGUUCCUGAAAAUGAAGAAGGAUCUGGCGUGGUUACAAAUAAGGAGGAAGCAGAAGAGCAAACUGGCCUUCAACUUCAGUUGAUUGCUAGAGGAGAUAUUCGAGUUGGGGCUGAGCUGUCAAAGCGUCAUCAAAUGUUUUUCAUUCUUGGUGAUCUAACCUACUUGAUGGCUAAUGGCAGAAUAUCCUGUCAGUCAGAAGAACUUCAGAUCCAUUUUGAUGAACACAAAGUAAUGUGUCUAACUGGUGGCAAGCUCUCCCGGGCCCUCCAGUCGAGAGAAAUCCGCGAAGAGCGUGAAUCGAUGCCGGAACUUAGUCAAAAGCACAAUAAGGCAUGGAAAUUAACGGUGGACACCUGGAAGCUAACAUUCUCAUACGAGUUCAAUUUUGCUGAUGCAUUUAGUGAUGAUCUGCUGUCUGUGAUCAAGUGGAUUAAAUUGGUACAUAAUCAUCAGCCAAAGAUCUUCACUGCUGCUAGUCUACUUCCACCUGAUGUAGUUAUAAGGGUACGACGCUGGUUAAUGGAGAUAGGUGAUGAUCCAUUUGAAGUAAAGCUGCGUUACAACUAUGAGCUUUUGGAAGAUGAGUACCAGGAAAGCUGUAAGCGACUCAAAGCCUUGGAUGCCAGGAUAGAUGAACUACGCAAAACCAUGUUUCUCUUUCCAACUGGGAAGAUUGAAGAACUUUACAAAAACCUACAAGAAAAAAACAGCGAGACAUAUAUUAAACGGUCAAAGUUGAUGUACGAGUCAGCCCCAAUGCGCACUCAAUUGUUCACUUGGACAAUGGAAGAUGUGGUUAUCUUUGCCAUGGCUGACCCAUCCUUUCAUGGUACAGACAGAGUGGUACAGCACAUGGUUGAUAUUGAUCCCGAGUCACCCUGGCCUGAGGAGGGACAAGAGUUCUCUACUUUAUGGUGCCGUAUGGUGUCUGCCUCUUGUGCAGAAUGGAAGUUCAGGUUGCGUGAUUAUCCACAAUCCCUUCUUCACAUGAAGGACUUAGAACUGUGGGGACGACUUAUUGGUGCUGAACAGAAGGCCAGAAAGAGAGCAAUAAGAAACGUAAAGGUUGAGGUUGGAACUCCAUGGUCAGAUGUCACAGUAGAACGAACUAUGUCUGCACUCAAGUUCUAUCAUGAUUUUUCCUGUGAAGUUAAAACAUUUACAGCGGCUUAUGGACCAUGCUGGGAACCUGCUGUGGCACAGUUUAACAUUGCAUUAUCUCUGAUCAACCAGCCAUCCCGUGACCCUUCUAUGCCCUUGCCAUGGUGGGAUAAGAUGCGACUCCUCUUUCAUGGGCGUCUGACUCUUAUGGUAGAGCGCAUGACUUUGCUGCUUCAUGCAUCGUUAGAUCCCUAUAACACCACAGAAGAAAUGGAACUCACUUGGACUAAUCUAACUAUGGAUUGGACUAAUGCAAAAUUAAUUUUUAAAGGAGAAUUAAACGUGUUUGUUAGAACGGCAUCCAAGUAUGAUGAUGCCAGACUACUGCAUUUGCCAAACCUUAAGCUAACAGUGAAGAUGAAUUGGCAGUGCCAUGGCAAUCCCAAUGACCACCACUCUGUCAUGCUUUGCGCCCCAGACAAGCUACCAGAAUACUCUAGCAAUCAGGAACACGAUUCUUACAGAGCAUUUCGUUCACAGCACUUGAAUAUGAAUAUUGUCCUUGAAACCAAGACUAUGAAGAAGAAUGAUGCAAUUGUUAAUCCAGUCAUUGAGGCUUUGUUUUAUGGGAGCACUCUCAGAUGGUUUGAAAAUCUGAAAUUUAUUCUGUCUGGGGUUGCUCGGCCUACUCGGCGGGGUCCUCUUUUCAACAACACUAAAGCUCGCAAGCCUCAACUCUCACGUCACUACAAUACAAUACAUCUCUCAAUAUCUUUCCAGAGGUUUGAUGUCAGAUACUGGAUGUCUGUUGGUGUUAAGAAAGGUUUUCACCUCAGUGGGGAGCGGCUGUCUCUUAGUUCAGAGCAUAACUUGGCAUUGAUACCAGUCAACGAUGGACUUCGACAUCGUCCACGUAGCUGCUGGAGUAUUGUCUUUCUUAACACUGAAUUGUGUCAUGCUCAGAUCCGGCUUCAGAGUGUCUUGAAAGAUUAUACAUGUUUUCCCAAUGAAGAACAACAGGAACCUUUAUCUCAACCAGUUGAAAAAUUUUAUUUCUUGAAUGUGAGCAAAGUGGCCUACAUGCGUGAGACCUUGACCUCAACCCCUUCUGGAACUAGCCAUGAUCCAGACCAGCGUGAUACCCCAAAUCACCGCCUUGUUGUAUACGGCCUCAAGGGUGCAUGGACAACCAAUAAUCGUGACAUUGUCUUAGCACUCUAUGACUCCUGGACCAAGUCACAACAGUUGCGUCGUAAUCUCACCCCUGAUAUAAUAAAGAACUACAAUCCAGAGGCUUCAACACCUCAAAAGCCUCGAAGUCGCUCUCUUACUGAUGGCAACACUUCUCAGAGUCUUACUUCCCCAACAGCAGCAUUGCAGGUCCCCCCUGUACAAGCAACACCAUCACCUAUGUCUCGUCUGCAAUCAGGCCAUGCUCAAGCAAUGUUGCAGCAGUUGAUUGCAGAAGCAGACAAUAAUCAGGUGGCCUUCAGCGAGGAUUGCUCAAACACAGAACCCCGAGAUCAGACAUUACAUGGAGUCAAAGCUUGUACAACAGAUGAUGUUAUUCACAAAAGGUGGCUCAUUGAGCUAGUCAAUAGUCAAGUUCUGCUUAAAGGUUGUGAAACACAGGGUUACGUCAUUCUGAGUGCAGCAAAAGCCCAAAUUCUUCAACGUAUCCAUCGCCCCGUCUGGCAAGAUCACUCUCUUGUUACCAAGACCACUUGGUUUGGGUCACUGGAGUGCAUGCAGUACUAUGCUACAGUUAAUGCUGGAGAUAAGGAGACACAAAUGGACAACAUCAUGUGGCUGACGGUGGACAACAUAGAAGAAAAGGAUGGUCAAGUAAUAAAUGAAGUGGCUGAUAUUGUUGGGAGUGGCCAGUCAGUUGGUGGUGUUGUGUCACAGACAGUUGGCUCAAUGGAUGAAAGUGAUGAUGAGCAUCAGCUGCAAAGAAUUGUUUCACGUUGUCAUUGUGAGUUUUAUUAUGUGUCAUAUGGAGAGACUGGCCUUGACUUGUCACUCAUGGAAGAAGUUCAGCCACCACUACCAGAAGACGACUUAUGGAAUCGGAAUGUUGAAGCUGUGGACACCUUCACUCUCAUGCAUCAUGACCUGUGUGCUAGUACUAAUUCCUUACAGUACAAUAUGGUGGUAGACAUACUAAAUAACUUGCUACUGUAUGUGGACCCAAUGAAAAAGGAGGCAACGGAGGCUGUAGCACGAAUGAGGUUUCAGCUACAGCUGUAUUCCAGAGAUGACCAGCGAAAACCUAUAAUUCGGCUUCAAAACCAAGUCAGGUAUCACCUGUCACAACUACGAAGUUUGGAGAAAGAAGUAUACUUGGUUCAGAGACAAUUGGAUAAGGAUCCAAGCAAUGAACAAAAGAGAAAAGAGAAACUUGAUUUGGAGGAGCAAGUAUCAGAGUGCAAAGAACAAGUGAAUAGUCUUAGUGAAGAGUUGGCCAUGAGAAUUCACUGCUACAAUGAGAACCAACUCUCAGCAAAUCAUAAAUGGAUGGCUUUGGGUGGUGAUAAACAGGUUAAGGUGAUACGCAUGAAUGAGGUAUGCUUCAGGAAGGCACAGUGGCGACUGACAGAGGCAGAUGGCCAGCUGGGGAUUGCUGACUUGGUUUUAUCUAAUUUCCUAUAUACUAAGAAGACCAAUGCAGAUGACAGUGGGGAGCAUCUACUGGAGCUAGGCUUUGUAACUAUGCGAAAUCUUUUGCCAAACCAGCCUUAUCAAGAGGUACUAAUGCCAGCUGAGCUGCAGCUGAAUAUGCCAGUUGAUCGACAGAGAACACUAAGAAUAUUUUGUCGUGAAAAGCCCCCGUGUGGAGGGAUCUCAAUUAUAGAACAUUUUGAAAUCAAUGUAGUUCCCCUGAACAUUGCCCUAACGUACCAGUUCUUCAAGACAAUGAUGAAGUUCUGUUUCCCCGAUAAUGCUACAGAAGAAGAAUUUUCUGGUGGGGACAUUACAACAAAUCAAAAUACUCGAGGCAGCAAGAAGCAGGCAUCUCUUAGGAAAUCCCACAAGGAAUCUAGCUUCUAUGUGUCUCUGCAAGAUAAGGAUGAUGUUGAAAUUAUGAAGCAACGUGCAGAACAGAACAAAUUGUUUGUUUACAUCAAGAUUCCGGAACUGCCAGUGCGUGUGAGCUAUAAGGGCAAAAAAGAAAAGAACUUGGAAGAUGUAUCUAACUUCAGAUUGGUUGUUCCUACCCUUGAGUAUCAUAACGUCACAUGGACCUGGUUGGACUUUCUCAUGGCUAUGAAGCAGGACUCCAAGUCAGCUUUGUUAUCACAGGCCAUCAAGCACAAAUUGAAUUUGUCACACUUCCGAGCAGACGAUGCCUCUAUGCCAAAUGAAGAAGAAAAAGCCCGUCUACUACUUGGUAGUAAGUUAAUGCCUCCAGAAUCCAAAGGCACAAAGAAGAGCCUUUUUAAAUUCAACAGAUAGCCAAGCAGGUGUUUUAAUUUGUAAAGGUGACCAAGUGGAUAUGUAAAGGAAAUCUUAAAUGUAAUAAUAAAUAUAUAUUGCAUUGUAUUGUGCAAUAACUCCCAUUUCAUUGUGAUAAGAGUAUUAUAUUGCUUAUUUUAUGGCCUUGAAAUGUAGACAGUAUUAACAUUGCUCACAAUCAUAUUUAGCUCAUUGUUUCUUGUAUUAUCACUAUUUUGCAAUAAUAGUAUCUGUAACCUAACACUGUGUGAGAUAAAUCAACAAGUUCUUUCUCGAAUGUUCCAAGACACUAUGUUAUGUUAUUAUAUAAAUUAAGUAAUAUUUUUACACUAGUUACCAACCAUUUAAUAGAUUCUUCACCCAUUCUUCAUCCAGAUUCAUAUUAAUUUCAUAUUUUAAUUUAUCAUGCAUUUAGAGUUGUCUUAUAGAUUUCAUAUAAAUCUACUAAUUAAAUAAUUUUGUUAAAUAUUAAGAUAAAGAUUUCAUUAAAAGUUUAAAAAGGCUUUGUCAUGUUUUUUAUAAAUAUUAAAGCUGUAUAUUGUUUAGCUCCUGCACUGUGCCAGCCAACAUAUUAAGGGGUGUGGUGGUGGUGCACCAGCCCACAUGUGAUCAUGUUAGUAUAUCAGAAGAUUCGAAACUCCAAUUAAUACAAGUGGCUCACAUAUGAUUCCUCAGGCCUCCAGUAACCAUCCCCCAUAUUGAAAAAAAUCCAGAGCCCCUCACUUUUCUUCUAUGGCCCUAGUAACAUGGUCUGUCCUGUCUUGAGUAUUGCUCGGUGCUCACUUCCCCUUUCACACCAGCAGAGAUCUCUGAAUUAGAGAGAAUACAGAAAACAUAUACGGCAUGCAUGGAAACGAUAAGGCAUCUAAAUUAUUGGGACCGUAUCAAAGCUCUCAACAUAUACUCUUUGGAAAGGAGUCGAGAAAGGUAUCAAAUAAUAUAUACAUGGAAGAUACUUGAAGGCCUGGUCCCAGAUUUGCACAGUAGAAUAACACCAUACUGAAGCAAAAGACACGGAAGGAAAUGCAGAAUAGAACCAAUGAA